Racocetra persica is the source of this 156-nucleotide messenger RNA. The record is from the annotation of a GenBank genome assembly. Lineage: Eukaryota; Fungi; Glomeromycota; Glomeromycetes; Diversisporales; Gigasporaceae.
AUGACCAAAUCCAAAGAGGAUGAAAGAUGGAUCGUUAAUUCUUCCCAAGACUCAGCAGACUUGGAUUCGCCAAAAUUCGCAUACACUCUAAAAAUUGACUCUCAAUUACCUCCCUCAGGUUUUUUGCAUUCAGUGGUCAUGAUUAUUUUGGUUGCG